UGCAACGCCCCCUGAUCCUAUUACCUACCCAAUAAAGCUGCAUAGUAGAGCAAAAGAGCAGUGAGCAAGCAAACAAGAAGAGCCAAGCAGCAAUGGCCGCCCAGCUUUCCUCUGCCGCCGUCACCCUCCCUUCCAUGGUCGCCGCCGCUCCCCGGAGCAGCAGCCGGCUGGUGGUGCGCGCAUCGGCCGUAGGAGGGUUCCGGAAGGCGGCGGGGGCGGCUGCGGUGGCGGUGGCGGCGAGCGCGAUGCUUGCGGGCGGCGCCAUGGCGCAGGACGUGCUGCUGGGUGCCAACGGCGGCGUGCUGGUGUUCGAGCCGAACGAGUUCAGCGUCAAGGCCGGGGAGACGAUCACGUUCAAGAACAACGCCGGGUUCCCCCACAACAUCGUGUUCGACGAGGACGCCGUGCCCAGCGGCGUCGACGUCUCCAAGAUCUCCCAGGAGGAGUACCUCAACGCCCCCGGCGAGACUUUCUCCGUCACGCUCACUGUCCCUGGCACCUACGGCUUCUACUGCGAGCCACAUGCCGGGGCCGGCAUGGUCGGCAAGGUCACCGUCAACUGAUUGAUGCAUCGCCCGGCCCGCCUUAAUUUCUCCGUUUCAAGGGUGUCAAUAUAUGAUGAUGUGUUGUUAUAAUGUACGCGCCUGCAAACUAUAUACAUGCAGGAUCAUUGAUGAGCCAGCUGAUACUAUAUAUUUCUCCAUCUCUGUGAGUCAUAUGCUUGCUCAUGUAUGUAUUUCGAGAUUCAACUGUGGCCAUCGAUUCAGCUCCGUAUACAUGUGAAUGCUUGUGU
Brachypodium distachyon (stiff brome) is the source of this 793-nucleotide messenger RNA. Its product is annotated as plastocyanin, chloroplastic. The record is from RefSeq and is a predicted model, not a curated record. NCBI's taxonomy places the organism in Eukaryota, Viridiplantae, Streptophyta, Magnoliopsida, Poales, Poaceae. Bases 93 to 563 code for a protein of 156 amino acids. Gene Ontology annotation, molecular function: copper ion binding. Gene Ontology annotation, cellular component: chloroplast thylakoid lumen. The transcript has a single exon.